UCCUUUUUAUAAACACUCUUGCAUUGAUCCAAGGAUUUCUGCUAAGAAAAUGUCUGGUGAACAAAAUCUCCCAUCUAACCCCAUAUUGCUAGACUCUUCCUUUACCAACAAAGAAGAAACCCAUCCCAGAACUGCCAAUUACAAGCCAACCAUUUGGAAAUAUGAUUUCAUAGUAGAGUCUCUUACGAGUAAAUAUGUUGACGUGAAAUACCAAAGAAGAGCUGAGAAGCUGAAAGAGGAAGUGUCGUGCCUUUUCGACAAAACGGUGGAUGCAUUAGCUAAACUUGAGCUAAUAGACAACAUAGGGAAGAUGGGUCUUUCCCAUCACUUUGAGAAGGAAAUCAUCCAAUCUCUGGACCACAUUUUACUCUCUGUUAAUAACAACAAAUGUUUUACCUCUCAAAUGGAUCUCUAUGCCACUGCCUUGUCUUUUAGGAUUCUAAGACAAUAUGGGAAUCAUGUUUCUCAAGAUGUAUUUUUGACUUUUAUGGAUGAUGUGGGAGAGUUCACAAUAGAAGAAGAAGGCCCCAAAGCAAUUCUUGAACUUUUCGAAGCCUCUCAUUUGGCCUUAGAGGGAGAAGACAUAUUGUACAAGGCUCGAAUUUAUUGCACGGAGAUCCUCAAGAAUCUAACUUCAGAAGAUUCAGAUAAUCGUUUGGUUGGUUCUUUACUACUCCCUUCGCAUUUGACAGCAAAUUGGUACAACGUAAGAAGAGAAAUUUUGCAACGUGAAAAUGAAUCAAUGUCAAAUUCUCAGCUUCUUCAUUUGGCAAAAUUGAACUUCAAUAUUGUGCAAGUUGAACACCAAAAGAACCUUGUGGAAAUCUUAAGAUGGUGGAGAAAUCUUGGACUGAUAGAAAAUAUGAGUUUCACAAGAAAUCGAGUGGUUGAAAGCUUCUUGUGGUCUGUAGGGGUGGCAUUUGAACCUCAAUAUGGAAACUUCAGGAAGUGGUUGACCAAGGCCAUAAAAUUGGUUCUAAUAGUUGACGAUGUUUAUGACAUCUUUGGGUCAUUACAAGAAUUGGAAAUCUUCACGACUGCCGUUGAAAUGUGGGACCCUAGUGGAAUUGAGGAUUUACCAGAAUGCAUGAAAAUUUGCUUUUGGGCUCUUUAUGAUAUCACUAAUGACACUGCUCGUCAAAUCCAUGAACAGAAGGGUUGGGACUGUGCGUUACCAUAUUUACAAAAAGGGUGGGCAGAUUUUUGCAAAGCUUUACUAGUGGAAGCAAAGUGGGAUUCAAUAGGCUACACUCCAACAUUGUGGGAGUACCUAGACAAUGCAUGGAUAUCAUCAUCAGGCAGUGUGCUUUCACUUCAUAUACUUCUAGGAGUAGCUCAAGAUUUCUCAGAUAUCAUCCACUUUCUCAAAAAUAAUAAAGAUCUCAUCUAUUAUUCGUCUCUUAUAAUUAGAUUGUGCAAUGAUCAAGGCACUUCAGCAGCGGAACUGGAAAGAGGUGAUGCACCUUCGUCGAUAUUAUGCUACAUGAAAGAGACAGGUGUAACAGAAGAAGUGGCCCGCGAGCACAUUAGAAAUGUGGUUCAUGAAACAUGGACAAAAAUCAACAAGUUUUGCUUCAACGACAGUUCUUCAAUAUUCUCAUCCCUAGGAACCUUAGUCACAUGUGUCACAAACACCGCCCGAGUGUCGCAUUUUAUUUACCAAAAUGGAGACGGGUUUGGAGUUCCAGACCGUGAGACUCGAGACCAAGUCAUCUCUUACUUGAUUGAGCCCACUCCUCUCAAUUAAUUAUUGGAAAAGAAGC
Messenger RNA from Ipomoea nil (Japanese morning glory), 1763 nucleotides. Its product is annotated as alpha-farnesene synthase-like. The transcript is spliced from 7 exons. The record is from RefSeq and is a predicted model, not a curated record. Lineage: Eukaryota; Viridiplantae; Streptophyta; Magnoliopsida; Solanales; Convolvulaceae. Bases 50 to 1747 code for a protein of 565 amino acids. Gene Ontology annotation, molecular function: terpene synthase activity; magnesium ion binding. Gene Ontology annotation, biological process: diterpenoid biosynthetic process.